Molecule: messenger RNA, 1452 nt
Organism: Aspergillus wentii DTO 134E9
Lineage: Eukaryota; Fungi; Ascomycota; Eurotiomycetes; Eurotiales; Aspergillaceae
Product: glycosyltransferase family 31 protein
Exons: 1
Coding region: 1-1452 (483 amino acids)
Cellular component (GO): membrane
Molecular function (GO): acetylglucosaminyltransferase activity
Source: RefSeq, a predicted model, not a curated record
AUGUUAUUAAGGGUCGGUGAAAGGCCCGGUUGGGGCACAUCAUGGGCUUGGAAGAAGUUCGUACGUUUCGGUGUCGCAUUUCUAUUCAUCACCACCUUUGCGCUUCUGCUCUGGCCCCAAAUCAACACCAAACAUGUCGUCGUACAUACCGCCGGCCACAAUAUCACCAUAUCCUCCGAUGUCAAAUGCGACAAUCUCAAUUUCGAUGUCCUAGGUCGUCUCGAUGUCCGCAAGCUGAGCAAGUAUAUGCGGCGUGAGAUUAUCGCAGUUCCGUCCUCCGCGCAGGGAAUUCCCAUCACACAGCGUGUCCAGACUCCAUUGUUCGAUACGAAGAAAUUGAAUGCCGAAGAUACGGUUACGGUCCAGCAGCAGUUGCAGGCCGAUUGCUCGAAUCCCUUUCCGAUUACCGUGCACGUACCCACUUCGCCGAAAACCGUGGAUGCCUCGCAUAUUGAUUUUGGUGUGGCUACAACUUUGAAACGUUUGAAUGAAUCGGUGGAUCAGUUUGCUCAUUGGGCUGGAUACACCAAAACUCGCAUCUUUGCUCUCGUGGAGCCGGAUGAUCGGGUGAAUGAAGUGCAGGCCAAGGCCGAUACUUUGGGGAUCAAUUUGUACGUGACACAGUCUGACGAGGAGUACCAAACCCGGUACUUUUCGUUGAUUGCACACCUGGCAGAGAACAUGCGCGAACAGACUCGGUGGUCUGUUGUUAUUGACGACGACACCUUUUUCCUUUCCAUGUCGGCGUUGGUGCAAGCACUCGGCGAAUACGAUCAUACAAAGCCUGCAUACAUUGGCGGUAUUUCUGAGAGUGUUCCCCAGGUCGGGAAUUUCGGUUUGAUGGCAUUCGGAGGCGCAGGCGUCUUUUUGUCCCGACCGCUGGUUCUCGAGCUGAGCAGCUCUGAUAUCUUUGACGCAUGCCAGCACAUGGAAUUUACCGGUGACCGACGAAUUUCCCUUUGCAUUUAUCAAUACACCACCACCCGCCUCACCAUCGACCACCGGUUGCGGCAGCUCGACAUGAUGGGCGAUGUAACGGGAUUUUUUGAAGCGGGCCGCGAACUUCCGCUCUCAGUGCACCACUGGAAAUCAUGGUUCCACUACGACAUGUCUAAAGUCAGCACCAUCUCCGAUCUUUGCGGCGACAACUGUAUGCUGCGAAAGUGGUUCUUCAAUGAUGGCUGGGUAUUGACCAACGGAUUCUCCGUAGUCAAAUACAGCUCUGAUAUCGACCCCGACGACAAAACCAUGGAAUUGACAUGGGAAAGCCACAACGGCGCCGUCCACGAGUCGUAUCUCCACGAACUCGGCCCGUUACGGCCAAAAGACUGGGACAAGGUCAGCUAUUUAAUAGCCGACUCUGUGGUUGAGGGCGAUACAGUCCGACAAUGGUACAUCAACCGCGAUCCCAACGGCGACCAAGUCUUGGAGUUAGUCUGGCGAUCUGGGUAA